AUGCCUGUCGAUUCCGUUCUUCAACUCAGCUGCAGCUGCAACCAAUACCCUUGGGGAAAGCAAGGUCAUGACUCCAUCUCAGCACGUCUCUGCGAAAAGACUCCUGGUUGGGAUGGUGAAAAGGCCGACAAGGAAUUCAAGAUUGAUGACAACAAGUCAUACGCAGAGAUGUAUGUUCUUCGUUGCUUUCCAUACGAGAUACCGUUCUGA
Molecule: messenger RNA, 210 nt
Organism: Aureobasidium vineae
Lineage: Eukaryota; Fungi; Ascomycota; Dothideomycetes; Dothideales; Saccotheciaceae
Source: the annotation of a GenBank genome assembly